UGUUAAGCUUGAAAAGGAUGUCACACAAAGCAUUCAUCACACCAACUCUUAUGUCUCUUUUCUUCUCUGUGGUUCUUUGCACACCUCCAGAGGACCCAAUAAAGUGCUCAUCAAAGAACACAAGCUGCACUAUCACAAACUCCUAUGGAAUCUUCCCUGAUCGAAGCAUCUGCAAAGCUGCUCAAGUGUUGUACCCAACCACUGAAGAAGAGCUUUUGUCAAUGGUUGCAUCAGCAACAAGAAACAAAACUAACAUGAAAGUUGCCACACGUUUUUCCCACAGCAUACCCAAGUUGGUGUGUCCUGAAGGCCAAAAUGGGUUGCUUAUAAGCACCAAAUAUCUGAACCAAAUAUUGAAGGUUGAUGUGGAAGCAAAGACAAUGACAAUGGAGAGUGGUGUGACAAUGAAACAACUCAUCAACGAGGCUGCAAAGGUGGGCUUGGCCUUGCCAUAUGCACCAUAUUGGUGGGGUUUGACAAUUGGGGGGCUUAUGGGAACCGGUGCUCAUGGAAGCACUUUGUCGGGUAAAGGAAGUUCUGUUCAUGAUUAUGUGGUUGAGCUUAGAAUUGUUAGGCCAGCAAGUCCUAAAGAUGGAUAUGCUAACGUUGAGACACUAAAUGAACAACAUGAAGAUCUCAAUGCAGCCAGAGUAUCACUGGGUGUUCUAGGAGUUAUUUCACAGAUUACUCUAAAACUAGAACCUCUCUUCAAGCGAUCAAUCACGUAUCUGGCAAAAGAUGAUUCAGAUUUGGGAGAACAAGUGGCUGGAUUUGGUCAUGCACAUGAGUUUGCGGAUAUAACGUGGUACCCAAGUCAACACAAGGUUGUCUACCGUGUUGAUGAUCGUGUCCCAACCAAUACAUCGGGCAAUGGUCUCUAUGACUUUAUUCCUUUCCGUCCCACUCCUUCGCUUGAAUUGGCUCUCAUAAGAACCACAGAGGAUAUUCAAGAAUCCACUAGUGAUGCCGAUGGAAAGUGCAGAAUUGCUAAGACAACAACGACUGCCCUCAUCGCCACUGCUUUUGGACUUACUAACAAUGGUAUAAUCUUUACUGGAUAUCCUGUAAUUGGAUUUCAGAACCGGCUUCAGGCAUCUGGGUCAUGCUUGGACAGUCUUCAAGAUGCAAAGAUCACAGCAUGUGCAUGGGAUUCCAGGGUGAAAGGAGAGUUCUUUCACCAAACCACAUUUAGCGUUGGGUUGUCUGUUGUAAAAAAUUUCAUUGAAGAUGUACAAAAGCUAGUUCAAUUGGAGCCCAAGGGCUUGUGUGGCAUAGAGCUUUACAAUGGAAUUCUCAUGCGUUAUGUGAAGGCUUCAAGUGCAUACUUGGGGAAGCAAGAGGAUGCAUUAGACUUUGAUAUCACAUACUACCGUAGCAAAGAUCCAAUGACUCCUAGGCUUUACGAAGACAUUCUUGAAGAAGUUGAACAACUUGGAAUAUUCAAGUAUGGAGGGUUACCUCAUUGGGGUAAGAAUAGGAACUUGGCAUUUGAAGGGGCCAUCAAAAAGUACAAAAAUGCUGAUAAAUUUUUUACUGUUAAAGAGAAGUAUGAUUCACAAGGGCUUUUCUCAAGUGAAUGGACAAAUCAAAUACUUGGGUUAAAAGAUGGGGUGACAACACUGAAAGAUGGGUGUGCAUUAGAAGGUUUGUGCAUUUGCUCACAGGAUAGCCAUUGCAAUCCUAGUAAAGGCUACUUUUGUAGACCAGGGAAAGUCUACAAGGAAGCAAGGGUUUGUACUCAUUUAACAUCCAAGUGA
Abrus precatorius (Indian licorice) is the source of this 1757-nucleotide messenger RNA. RefSeq names its product probable L-gulonolactone oxidase 6. The transcript is spliced from 4 exons. Gene Ontology annotation, cellular component: membrane. Bases 18 to 1757 code for a protein of 579 amino acids. The record is from RefSeq and is a predicted model, not a curated record. Gene Ontology annotation, molecular function: D-arabinono-1,4-lactone oxidase activity; FAD binding. NCBI's taxonomy places the organism in Eukaryota, Viridiplantae, Streptophyta, Magnoliopsida, Fabales, Fabaceae.